This is a messenger RNA of Eutrema salsugineum, 915 nucleotides long. RefSeq names its product probable E3 ubiquitin-protein ligase RNF217. Lineage: Eukaryota; Viridiplantae; Streptophyta; Magnoliopsida; Brassicales; Brassicaceae. The annotation marks the transcript as partial. Gene Ontology annotation, biological process: positive regulation of proteasomal ubiquitin-dependent protein catabolic process; ubiquitin-dependent protein catabolic process; protein polyubiquitination. Gene Ontology annotation, molecular function: ubiquitin conjugating enzyme binding; ubiquitin protein ligase activity; zinc ion binding. The transcript is spliced from 2 exons. The record is from RefSeq and is a predicted model, not a curated record. Gene Ontology annotation, cellular component: cytoplasm; ubiquitin ligase complex.
AACGAUAUCUUGAAUGAUGGAUCAUCAUCAUCGUCAAAAACAAAGAUGGACGUGGAUGUGUUGGUUGAUGAAUCCUACUUCUCUGCUUUAUUCGAUUACGAUGAAGUUUUCCCAAUCUCCGAUGUUAACUACGCGACGGAGCUUCAUCUCCAAGAAGCUUUGUUCUCUUCCCUAAUCGCUUCAACGGCGGAGAUCAAUAAUAAUCCCCAAGUAAAGACGAAUCUAGCCACAUGGAUUAAGCAAGAACCGGAGAUAAAAAUCGAGAAUGAAUCCACCGAGCCAUCUAGAAAGUUAUGUAUGAUCUGUAUGGACGAAAAGCCUCUCUCCGACAUCUUCCGAGGAACAAUCACCUGCACUCACUCCUACUGCACCGGGUGCACCAUUCGUUACGUGGCUUCCAAGAUUAAAGAAAACUCAGCGAGGAUCAAAUGCCCUGACGUGGAGUGCACGCGAUUGAUAGAGCCCUACACGUGCAGAGAUCUGAUCCCUAAAGAUGUGUUCGAGCGUUGGGAGAAAAUCUUGUGCGAGUCGUUGAUCUCGUCAUGGGACAAGUUCUACUGUCCGUUCAAAGACUGUUCGGCGAUGAUGGUUGGUGAUGGAAAUAAUGCUAACGUGACGCAGACCGAGUGUCCUUCUUGUCACAGACUCUUCUGCGUGCAGUGUAAGGUGACGUGGCAUGCGGGGAUUGGCUGUGAGGAGUUCCAGAAAUUUGGGAACACGAAGAAGAAGAGUAGUGACGAAGAAGAUGCGAUGUUGGUUCAGAUGGCCAAGAAUAAGCAGUGGAGGAGGUGUCCUAGUUGCAAGUUCUACGUCGAGAAAGUCGAUGGUUGUAUGCAUAUAAGUUGCAGGUGUGGAUUUCAGUUUUGCUAUGGUUGUGGAUCGGCGUGGAAUUCUGAUCACGCAUGCCGAAUCUAA